This is a messenger RNA of Aspergillus uvarum CBS 121591, 1452 nucleotides long. RefSeq names its product Zn(II)2Cys6 transcription factor domain-containing protein. The coding region runs from base 1 to 1452 and encodes 483 amino acids. The transcript has 2 exons. Lineage: Eukaryota; Fungi; Ascomycota; Eurotiomycetes; Eurotiales; Aspergillaceae. The record is from RefSeq and is a predicted model, not a curated record. Gene Ontology annotation, biological process: regulation of DNA-templated transcription. Gene Ontology annotation, molecular function: DNA-binding transcription factor activity, RNA polymerase II-specific; zinc ion binding.
AUGCACAUCAAGGCAAGUGUCACGGCGCGCAGCCCCCGCAGCAAAGGCUGUCUCAUGUGCCGUCGCUCGAAAGUGAAGUGCAAUGAAGUGCAUCCGCAGUGUAGUCGCUGCGCCCGUCGGGGCACCGAGUGUAGCUAUCCUGAUGCCCUAGAGCUCGAUUUUCGCGAUGAGAACAGCAAAGCAGCAGCCCGCACCGCUGCUCUCUGGCGGACACGGACUCAGGCGGCAAGACUGUUACAUGGAUGCAGCGCUCCAAGUCGCACCUUGGAGGAUCUUCAAGACCAGAUUCUAGCGGCAUUCUACCGAGAUUUCGACUGCAGCGCCAAGGUCUCCAACCCUUGGAUUGAAUUCUUCCAGAUGCUACCCACCCUUUAUCGCCGAUCAGCCAGGCAUCCCUCCUCCCCCACCCGCCAGGCGAUCCGGGCCCUAGCUCUGGCCCACCAUUCGCGUCAGCAGCAGCAGUCUGUCCCACAGUUGGAGAUUAUGGCGCGGACCGAGUAUUCCCAAGCCAUUACUCAAAUCCGGCUCCAACUGCAGCGAAGUCACGGGAUUCCAAGCACGGAGACUGUUGUCUCGGUUGCGCUAAUGGGGCUUUUCGACUCGAUCCUCCCCAGUCCGGCCCCAGUGGAAUCCUGGCAUGCGGCCCACCAGCACGGAGCUAUUUCCAUGGUCCGACAGCAAAUCGCCUCUCCCACCUCGGCGGCCAGCAUUAAUCCUUAUCUUCUCAAAUAUCAGUACUUGCUAAUGGUAAUAAACUGCUUAAACCAACGAUCACAGCCGCAGCUUCCAUUACAAUGGUGGACAGCGGUCAUGGACCCGGAAUUCUCAGCCGCCCGUCUUUUCUGUACCAUGUAUCGGCUCGCACAGUGGCAAGCCGAGAUUGACUCGUACAUUGUUUACUCCAACCACCACGCUACGGCUGACAUGGUCGACAAAUUACUCGCGGCCAAUCAUGCACUGGAAGCGUGGGAAGCCCAACUCCCCCUAAGCUCUCACUUCUCCGAGCGGGAGGUCAGGGCCGACGAUUCGCAAAUCCUGCAAUGGCCCGGCGCCCCGUCCCGGGUCUACGUCUACGAGACCAGCUGGAAUGCCGUGCCCCGCACUUUCUGCUUCGCAACGAGGAUUGUGAUUUGUCAAAAUAUACUGCUGUGUCGCGGUGAUAACGAGGAUGCGGAGCGCACUAUUGUGGAGAUGAUCCGACACAUCUGCCGGAGCACCCACGCUGUAAUUAGUGGCAGUGGUGGCAGAAACGACGCGGAAGAAGGGCUGUCGAUGCGCGGACGGGCGAUUGUGUGGCCGCUAAAUGUUGCCUUCUCCGCGCUGCAACACAACCCGAGAGUGUUGGAGCAGGUGAGCUUGGAGUCUGCCCAGUGGACACGAAGAGCUCUUCAGCAUGUGCUGAGGCUCUCUGGGAGCAGUUUGGCUCUGAACAUGGAUUACAAGACAGGAUAG